This is a messenger RNA of [Candida] anglica, 1041 nucleotides long. The record is from the annotation of a GenBank genome assembly. Lineage: Eukaryota; Fungi; Ascomycota; Pichiomycetes; Serinales; Debaryomycetaceae.
AUGAAGAAUGGACUUUUUGUAGAUGAGGAGGCCAGUAGUGAUGCUGAGCAUGAUAGACAAGAGCAGGGGAGGGAGAAAGAAAUGGAGGAGCAGGAACAACUGGAACAGGAACAGGAACAGGAACAAGUGAUUGGGGAGAUUGUACCCGAGGAAGUUGAACCACAAGUUGAACCACAGGUUGAAUCUCAAGUUGAAUCUCAAUCUGAACCUCUGGACACACCUGAAGUACUUGCGGUACCCGCAGUGCCUGACCCUACAGAUCUAGCCUAUGAACAAAGAUUAUUACGAGAUAUAUCCAGAACUGAAACAUUUCUCAAACAAGCAGAUAUAGCCAUAGAAAAUUUAUUAAAUGGAGGAGAAAAUAAACUUGAUAUUGAAGAAUCAAAUUUUGAAGGGGGUAUCCUUGAUUUAAAAAUUGAGAUAAUUGCCCUUUAUGAAUCAUAUAAAACAUUAACUUAUUUCCCCGAUAAAAACGAUUCUAUAGGCACUGCCACCACUUCGACCGUGUUAAACUCGUUAGUGGAUGAACAUAAGGAAGUUGCUAAACAUUAUAAACAACAACAAGAACAAACAAGGGAGGCAUUGAGUAAUAAUAAAAAAGUAUUAGACGAAUUUUCUAAAUUUGGAGAAUUAUUAGAAGAAGAAAUCAAACAACAAAAAACUAAAUUGUAUAGGAUAGAUGAUGAAGUUACCGAGAUUAAGGAUACUGACAAUCAAACAGAAUAUAUUGAGAAAAAGAUUCAAAUCGGAGAAGAUACCUUGAGAGAGUUAUUGGAGUAUGAGGGACAAGUGACAGAAUAUGUGCAGUAUAUCUGUCAAGAACAUUAUAAUGGUAAGAAUGACGAGGAUGUCUUGGCGGAGUUUGUAGGAUCAUUAAUGAAGUCACGGUCCACCAAGAACGAACAAGAUAAAUGGGUGAAAUUAAGUACCACAAUUGAAAACAGUAAAUUCAUAAAAUCGUUAGUACUUCAUGAUUUAAUCGUUGCACGAAUUGGUACACCUGGAGUGUACAAGUUGCGAGAUUUUGGACUAAAUAAUUAG